Molecule: messenger RNA, 1467 nt
Organism: Diaporthe amygdali
Lineage: Eukaryota; Fungi; Ascomycota; Sordariomycetes; Diaporthales; Diaporthaceae
Product: rf gtpase-activating protein
Exons: 5
Coding region: 1-1467 (488 amino acids)
Biological process (GO): COPI coating of Golgi vesicle
Molecular function (GO): GTPase activator activity
Source: RefSeq, a predicted model, not a curated record
AUGAGCGGGCUUGCGUCCAAGCAGCAGUCGCUGAAGAUCUUCGAGAAAUUGAAGACAAAGCCAGCAAACAAGAUCUGCUUCGAUUGUGGACAGAAGAACCCAACAUGGACCUCCGUACCCUUCGGCAUCUACCUCUGCCUUGACUGCUCGUCAAACCAUCGGAACCUCGGUGUCCACAUCUCCUUUGUUCGAUCUACCAACCUCGACCAGUGGCAAUGGGACCAGCUCCGUGUCAUGAAGGUUGGCGGAAACGAGUCCGCCACCAAGUUCUUCCAGCAGAACGGCGGGACUGCCGCCCUGAACAGCAAGGAUCCAAAGACCAAGUAUCAGUCCAACGCUGCAACCAAGUACAAGGAAGAACUCAAGAAGCGGGCAGCUAGGGACGCCCAAGAGUAUCCUGGUGAGGUUGUCAUUACCGACGGCGAUACUGCUGACGGCACCUCCACACCGGCCGGGGAGCCAGAUGACGAUUUCUUCUCCUCUUGGGACAAGCCGUCCAUCAAAAAACCCACCCCGCCUGUAUCCCGAACCGGCACCCCGUCUGUCAUCGGCCGCACUCCAUCUCCUUUCCUCAAGGCUGGUGAAGCGAAUGGCUCCGGAAAGGAUAUCGCGCGCACUGCCUCGCCCCUCUCUCGAACCGACUCCGCCGACUCUAAGCCUGCUGCUAGCCGUAUAACACAUUCAGCAGCGCUGAAGAAGGGUCCAACCGGCGCUCGGAAGACGAACGUUCUGGGCGCAAAGAAGGCGGGCUCCAAGCUUGGCGCGAAGAAGGUCACAACUGCUGAUAUUGACUUCGAUGAGGCGGAGAAGAAGGCUAGGGAGGAAGCAGAGCGCAUCGAGAAGCUGGGCUACAACCCCGACGAGGAGGAGGCCGAAGCCAAGAAAGCCGGUGCCACUAAGAGCGACUCCAGCAACAUUGUCGCCCCCACUCCCGUCAGCCCGCCACGCGGAGGUUACGGUUCGGCAUCUCACACGCGCGAGAAGUCCGCCUCGGAAAUGGAGAGGCUAGGUAUGGGCAUGGGCCGUCUGGGCUUCGGUCAAAUCGGGGGCAACAAACCUGCAGCGCAAAAGAAAGCGGUCGGUGGCUUUGGGUCUGUCGGGCCUAUCAAGGCGUCUUCCUCUAAUGACGAUGGGGAGAACUACGCACGAAGCAAAUUUGGGAACCAGAAGGGUAUCUCAUCUGACGAGUUCUUCGGCAAGGGUUCGUUCGACCCAUCUGCUCAAGCCGAGGCCAAGACCCGUCUACAAGGCUUCGAGGGCGCCACGGCUAUAUCGUCCAAUGCCUACUUUGGCCGACCAGAGGAAGAGGACAACGGUGAAGAUUAUGGCGACCUGGAGAGUGCUGCCAAGGACUUCGUUCGAAAAUUCGGCAUCACCGCCGGCGAUGACCUGGAAAACCUGACCCAGGUUCUGGGAGAGGGCGCGACCAAGCUUCAGGGCGCUAUUCGAAGCUACUUGGGCAACUGA